AUGUUACCGGAUUUCGUUAAGGAGCGACUGAUAAAAUGGCUAGAGGAUCACCGCGAGUUAGUUGUCUGCGCGUUCUGCUUGCCGGCCAGCUUCAUAUUCACAUUGGUUCUGCGCAUACGCAACGCUGUACGGCGUUUCAUUAAUAGCUCACAAAGACACGAUGGUGCGGUUAAAGAGAUACAGUCUAGGGUGCAGCAAUGGAGCAAGCAGCCCAGAGGUCUGCUAUGCACAUCUCGGCCCAAUUGGUUAUCGCUAUCUACAACGUUCUUUCAAAAGCACCACCACCAUCGUGUUCCCAUUCCAUUAUACGAUAUUUUGGAGUUAAACGAAGAGGCGAUGACUGUUCGAGUGGAACCGAUGUGUACUAUUGGAGAUAUUACAGAAUAUCUUAUACCUAAAGGAUAUUCGCUUGCUGUGACCAUUGAGUUAGUUGACGCUACUUUAGGAGGUCUCGCUUUCGGUACGGGAAUGUCGACUCACUCUCACAAAGCUGGCCUCUACCACGAAACAAUUACGAGCUAUGAAGUCGUUUUGGGUGAUGGAUCCUUGGUAACCGCCACCGCGAACAAUGAGUACUCAGACCUAUACAAAGCUUUGCCCUGGUCUCAUGGCAGUUUAGGAUUUCUAGUCGCGUUGACACUUAAAAUAGUCAAGGUAAAGCCUUACAUAAAAAUAAAAUACAUGCCAGUUAGUGGACAGAAGAAUUAUUGUGAUACGUUAAGGGAUUAUUCGGGUGCGAAUGAAGCAAAACCCAAGUACUACCCUGAUUAUAUCGAAGGUACUAUAUUCAGCAAGGACGAAGCCGUCAUUAUGACAGGUGAUUAUUCCGACUACGACCCAUUAAUUCCUGUCAAUCACUGUUCUAAAUGGUACAAGCCAUGGUUUUAUAAACAUGUCGAAUCAUUUUUAAAGAAAGGCGAAGCGGAGGAGUUGAUACCUCUAAGGGAUUACCUGCUUCGGCAUAAUAGACCUAUUUUCUGGGUAGUCGAAGACAUGGUAUCGUUUGGCAAUCACCCCCUAUUCAGAAUUCUAUUUGGCUGGUUGUUACCCCCGAAACCAGCGUUCUUGAAGUUCACUACCACCCCUGGAGUACGGGCCUACACGUUUACAAAACAGGUAUUCCAAGAUAUCGUGUUACCUAUACACGAACUGGAGAAGCAGAUCGACUUAAGCACGGAGUUAUUUGACAAAUUUCCAUUGCUCGUUUAUCCGUGUAAAGUAUUUGAUCACGGUCCAUCGUCUGGUCAGCUUCGUCGGCCGCCAUCUAUAUAUAUGGUACCGGGUACUAAUUACGCAAUGUACAACGAUUUAGGGGUGUACGGAGUACCAGGAAAGGUGAAGGAUAAGGAACCUUACAACCCAGUAGAAGCGAUGAGAAAAAUGGAGAAAUUCACACGAGACGUUGGAGGUUUCUCCUUUCUUUACGCUGACAUUUUUAUGACGAGGAAAGAGUUUGAGGUUAUGUUUGAUCUGUCAUUGUACGAGUACAUCAGAAAGAAGUAUAAAGCGGAAGGUGCGUUCCCAGACUUGUACGAUAAGGUUAAACCGGAAAUUGAUGUAUUCGCAAUUGGCGAAAAAAAUGCAAUAUCUAGUCAAUAG
Molecule: messenger RNA, 1599 nt
Organism: Pieris macdunnoughi
Lineage: Eukaryota; Metazoa; Arthropoda; Insecta; Lepidoptera; Pieridae
Source: the annotation of a GenBank genome assembly